AAAUAAAAAUAAGAGAAAAAAAAAAACGAAAAAGAGGAAUACUUCCAAACGAUUGAAAGUGGCUACUCUUCUCUUUGUGAACCACUCACCUCGAUUCAAAGUACAAAAGAAACUCGCUUGUCUUCAAUGGAGUAAUCUCAAUUUCCUCCUUCAACAUAAUUCCCCAAUUCAAGUCGAAUGAAUUCCAUCUCCAUGAUUUCAAUUUGUUUCUCUUCAAUACCAAAAUCCCGCCAUUUUUCUAUCUCCAGAAACUUCUCUUCAAAUUCCACCAUUAAUGUCGUCCUCAACCAUCCCCACAGUCAUCAUCAACAAUUUCACUUACCCAUUUCAGUUCCUCGGAUUUCUUCUAUUAAAUUGAAAAAUUCUAGGGUUAGGGUUAUCAAAGCUAGUAGCAGUAGUGUCGAUGUCGUUACUUCUAUUAAACCCGGGAAAUUGGUGGAGAGUGAUAAACUUCCGUCUGAUGUUAGGAAUCGAACAAUGGAAGCUAUUGAUUCUUAUGGUGGUAGGGUGACUAUUGGGGAUGUUGCUAGUAAAGCUGGGUUGAAAUUGGACCUUGCUCAAAAAGCUUUACAAGCACUUGCUGCUGAUGCUGAUGGAUUCUUAGAGGUUUCAGAUGAAGGUGAUGUUCUCUAUGUUUUUCCUAAGGAUUAUCGUUCAAGGCUUACUAGUAAAUCCUUUAGGAUGAAAAUUGAACCCUGGGCUGAAAAGGCAAAGUCUGCAGCUGAGUAUCUAAUAAGGGUCACUUUUGGGACAACAUUAGUUGCUUCAAUUGUUUUGGUGUUUACAGCAAUUAUUGUAGCUUCCUCGAGCGGAAGUGAUGAUGAUAGUCGUAAGAGGCGAGGAGGGAGCAGGUCUUAUGGUUCAAAUAUCAACUUCUACAUUAACCCAUUUGAUUUAUUUUGGUAUUGGGAUAGAGACUACUAUAGGAGGACACGAAGACGAGAAGAUAAUGAAGGCAUGAACUUCAUUGAGUCUGUCUUCUCAUUUGUUUUUGGAGACGGUGAUCCAAAUCAAGGAAUUGAAGAGAAGAGGUGGAAGCUGAUAGGACAGUAUAUAGUGUUAAAUGGUGGUGUGAUAACAGCUGAAGAACUUGCACCAUACCUGGAUCUACAAACCGAAAAAGAGAGUGAUGAUUCAUAUAUAUUGCCUGUGCUUCUACGGUUUGAUGGUCAGCCAGAAGUAGAUGAAGAGGGAAAUAUAUUAUACAGAUUUCCUUCACUUCAACGAACUGCUUCCUCGACUAGGACAGGAAGAAAAGAGUAUGUUGGGAAACGGUGGACUGAUUGGGAUGGAGUACAAAAGUUCUUUAAAGAGAACAAAUGGCAAUUCAGUAAAACUAACGCUUCAGAGAGAGCUAUGGUCAUUGGACUGGGUGCACUAAAUUUGUUUGGAGUGGUUGUUCUUGGUACUAUGUUGAAGGAAAUGACGGUACAGCCAAGUGGGUUCCUCUCAUUUGUUUCGACGUUGCUCCCUUUGCUUCAGGUUUAUGCUGGUUCUUUCUUUACUAUACCAUUGGUUCGGUGGUUUCUUGUUCGCAAGAAAAACUCUGAAAUAGGGAAAAGGAAUCAAGCAAGGAAACUACGAGCUCAGGCACUUGAAUCACCUGAUUUUUCACUAAGGCGCAAGCUUUUGAGUGCUAGGGACAUGGCACAGAGAACAGUUAUUGGUAAGGAGAGGAUCGUAUACAGCACUGAAAAGGAUCUAGACGAGCAAGACUAUGAAGCCCGUGAAUGGGAGAGGAGAUUCAAAGAACUUGAGAGGUCAGAUUGAGACGCAAUUUUUACCUUUUGUAAAUUCCUUAUUUCCCUAGCCCGAGGUGUAGGGCAAUGAUACAGUAUCACUUGUAGUUCACUACUUGUUGAGAUUGGUUAGGAUCGAGUCCCAAAUACAUGGGUUGUCUUUGUACAUUUUGACACAUUUCAACAUGGCAAGUCUGUAUAAUACGGUUUAUGCUACAAAAGGCAAAGUUCAGUGCUGGGGAGUUGAUGUGAUGUUCGAGACAUUUCCGUUGAA
This is a messenger RNA of Amaranthus tricolor (Joseph's coat), 2013 nucleotides long. RefSeq lists its product as uncharacterized. Bases 178 to 1770 code for a protein of 530 amino acids. The record is from RefSeq and is a predicted model, not a curated record. The transcript has 13 exons. Gene Ontology annotation, cellular component: chloroplast envelope. NCBI's taxonomy places the organism in Eukaryota, Viridiplantae, Streptophyta, Magnoliopsida, Caryophyllales, Amaranthaceae.